This is a messenger RNA of Zophobas morio, 3522 nucleotides long. Its product is annotated as mucin-3A-like. NCBI's taxonomy places the organism in Eukaryota, Metazoa, Arthropoda, Insecta, Coleoptera, Tenebrionidae. The transcript is spliced from 2 exons. Bases 158 to 3208 code for a protein of 1016 amino acids. The record is from RefSeq and is a predicted model, not a curated record.
GACAAUUGUGCGCGUAGAUAUCAACAAUUAUGUCGAAAGCUCAUGGUACCAUCGGUGGGGUUGCUGAAUGGGUCUUCCAGCGCUAAGAGGAAAAGCAGUGUAUCAUAGUAACGCGUGAGUGACAUGAGUGACUCUCGAGGGCUCCACUAAACGUAGCAUGGGAUACUUUACCACAAUUUAUAUUUUUUUAUAUUUGUUAAUUAGAGCUUGUGAAGUAUCAUCCAUUACGACAAGAAUAGACCAUCAACCCGUGCGAAACUUUCGUCGCCACACUGGACCCCCUCCUUUCACAGAUUGGGAAUUAGGGCUACGUGAAGCCGUCCAUCAGGCCCUUUUAAGGGAACAUUAUACAGACCCCACCCUUCGUGAACAGCUACUUCAAGCACCUCUACUAGGACGCCAAAACAACGCAAGUCCGUUUGGCGACAUCGCUGUUCUUGCCAGAGGCCAACUUUACAUCACAGCUGAUGGAUUCAAAUUCGUGCAAGAUUCAGAUCAAGAAGAUUGCGAUUGUCACAAUCCAAGAUGCGUUACAUCAUCACAAUGUCAAUUGUGGACGAGUCUAGGCCACCACCAUAAACUGCUUUCGUUGUGGACUGUGAAGAGAAUACGACACAGGGAUCCACAUUAUGGACACGUUUUUGAAAUAGAAUACACAAUAUCUCCAAUAACGUCUGUUAUUAGUGAAGAGUUGGUACGAAGACACGGCUAUUUCAAUUACAAUGUUCCUGGACAUAUUUUCGUGGUUAAGAGUGACCCUCGUUUGAAUUCCGCAUACUAUCUGAACGGGAAUGGUGAUAAAUGGUACAAGAACCAACAGCCUGCGGAGCAACAUCGAGAUUACAAAGAGCACGGAAGUGGGCAUUUUAAACCGGGAAUCUUGAUAGGUGUCAGUCCUGAUGGUUACAAACACGUAUUGCAUAGUUUUCCCGGAUUUUACUCAUCUUACCAUAACGAUCAGACUACAAUCGAUCCAAAAGAAUACGAAUUGUAUAAGAAAUUGAUCGAAUCGCUAGCAGCAAAAACUUCUAAUGUGCCUCAUAGAUUCUCGGUUACCUCUGAGAAAACAACGAAGCCUGGUGUUUUGACUACAACGUUUGUACCAGUUUUACAAACAACACUUGUUCAGGUGCUUGACGGGCAGUUGGUACCACUGACAGAGAGUACGUUCCAACCAACCACUACGCUUGUGAGAUUUCCAACAACUUCUCCAGCUCAAGUGACGAAGUAUUCGGAACCUGAUCAACUUUACCAUACAACGACAACAAAGGUACCAACGUUAGAACCACCCAAACCUAUUACAGUACCCAUGACAACAACAAUUCAUUAUUAUACUCCUGUUGAAGAUACAAGUAAACCAUCAACUGCCACUACACCUAAAAGAGUGAUCGCUACGACUUCCAAAAUUCCGAAAAAACCGACGACCUUGCAAGAAAUAGAUAACUUCGAUAUAUUCACAACUAAGCCUGUACGAAAAACUACCCGAAAAUCUAGUACGGUAGCUCAGAAAACUACACAUGCUGUAACUACUGAAGCAGAACAAGUUGAGCUAUUUCCUUUUAAUACUUCAACUGAACCGAUGAAACCGGUUACGGAAAGUUCGAAACAAACAAGUCCUGAUUCUGUAAGUGAACAACUGCCGCCACCAGACAACGGAACGGAUACAACGAUAGCAUACAUAUCAAGCACGGUGACUCAAGCUCCUACUUUCAAAACGGAGACGGUUGCUGCAACAACACCGAAGAAGACUAAAAUAGCGACAACUACAAAAAAAUUGAUUUCGACGUUUGCUCCAUCUGCACGUGAAGAAAUAACUACCGUUAUUGAAAAGAUUCCAUACACAGAACAGAGAACUACUGUCAUUUUACCCGUACCUUCAACACAAGAGGAACGAACAACACCCCUUGGUCGUGUCACCGAACAACCAAAAACUACCACAGUGAUCGAUAAGAUAUACACGCUGACAGCCACACCUUCCACAAUCGAAAGAAAAACUACUUCCAUUCCACAAACAACUACCUUUGUAGGUGUACCUUCUAUUCCCGGUACAACUAUUUUUGAUAGAGGUACCACACAAAUUUUCACGAUUUCAGAAGAAACUAUACCUUCAACUAUUGCUAAUCCAACAACUCAAACAACUACGAUUUAUACAAAACCAACCACACUGUUUGAAUAUAAUUUUGAUUCGAUAACUAGAACUACUACCGGAAAUUCUGGUAGUACCACCAAUACGUUACCCUCAACAACAAAUCAUUUUCCAAGCACAGAAACAAUAAAGUAUACGAUUCCUACUACCACCACACACUACUAUUACACUUUUGAAACCGAUGUACCAAAAUCAACGGUCACAACAGAAAGUACUACAUUAGCAUCGACUACGAAUAACAAGUCUACUUAUCAAGACGAAGAAAGCACGAUUUCAACACAAGGAAUAACUUCAAGAACCACAAAAAAGCAAAAAAUAUCCUCUACAACAACCAGCGACUUCUUGGUAGAUUCUGAAAUAAAUACGCACAUAAAUGCAGUAUUAGACACGAGAAAAGAUUUUAAUGAAGACGAUAUUUUUGGUGAAGUACCAACUAAAGCAACUACAACACUUCCAGAAACAACUACAAAACGCGCAUUUCAGUCUGAUUUAGAUAGGGCUCUAUUUGGUGGUAGACGAUCGAAACAGAUUAAACUUAGUUCAAAAAUAACAAGAAGACCACCAACAGCAAACACCACCAAAAUAAUUUACUCAAAUUUUUACGUGCCGUCGAUACAAACUUCGCUUACCAGGAACGGUUUAAUUGAAACUACGACUGGUUUCGAAGGUACUACAGAAUUUAGGCCUUCAACAGAUCAAAGUUACAGUACGUCAAUCAGUUUUGAGGUAAAUAAAAGGAAGAGCACUAAAUCUACGAAUGCCUUAGAAUCAACAACUAAAGCCAGUUUAGUUCGAAGUAAUAGAAAACCUAAAUUUUAUAAAGCACAACUACCGCGAAACACGGAAGUUGGGAAAAUUACAACGGAGAGGAGUAAAAGUCAAACAAAGAAAGUUUUUGAUGAUGCUGCCCAACAACUGGUAAAUCAUGCAAAAACAAUUGAUUAUUUGCAUAAAAAAACAUCUAGACAACCCAAAUACAGACGACGAAGUUUUACAACCCAAAGAAGUCUGAGGAGAAGUAGCGUCCACGAGAAUAACAACUCAAAAAAAGUAGAUACAUAGAUUUUAGUUUUUAAAAACGGUAUAGUAAGAAACGUGUCCCAGUUUUUUCGUCCUUAAUUUACUUUGAGCGGAAUAUAUCAUUAAAAAAAAUUAAGCGAAUAAUGUUGAUGUGAUUAAAAUAAUUUGUAAGUUAUGUUUGGGCAUGAACUAAAUUCAGAACAUAUAUUUAAUAUUUAAACUUAUUUCUAACUAAGUUAUUUACUCAAUGUGGUAUAUAGAUACCAUUUCACAUUAAAAAAAAAGACUAGCUUACAGAUUAUCUAAAUCACAUUUGAUCAAGCAAUUAUGAUAUCAUGCUCAUCGUAAAUGUGUAU